GCACACAACAGAACCUCUUUAUUCUCUCAAACACCACAAUGGCCAAGGUUCACCCUCAGGAACUCACAUCUUCUCCGUGCCCAACAUCUCAAAGAGAAACAUACACUCUAUGGAUGAAAUCACUUGUCUUCCACUCUAAUGGUUGCACUGUCUAUGAUUCAAAUGGAGACAUAGUUUAUCGAGUUGAUAACUAUGACAGAAAGGGUAGAAGAGAAGUUAACCUGAUGGAUCUAAGAGGCAAAGUUCUUUGCACCAUAAAAAAGAGAUUACUAGCUUUUGGAUGUUGGGAAGGCCACAGAUGUAGCAGUUCUAAUUGGAUAAGCCAGGAACAACCAUGGUUUCAAGUUAAAAGAUGCAACCAAAUGAUCAAAGGGAAAGUAGCAUGUCAGAUUACAGUAGGGUGCCAAAAGUAUUGCAUAGUAAGAAUUAGUGGCAAAGAAGCAGCAUUUCGGAUAGUAAACAUAGAUGGACAAAUAGUUGCUGAGGCAAAGCAAAAGCACUCACCCUCAGGGGUUGUUCUGAGUAAUGAUGUUCUAACUUUGGAUUUGGCUGCGGGCACAGAUCAUUCUCUUAUAAUGGCUUUAGUCACUGUGUACGGAUUGAUAUGCGGUAUGAUGUAAAUAAUACCCAGUUGGUCCAUUCCUUACGACAUACACAAAUUUAUUCGGAGGCUCUGAUUCAGGAUGCCUUGGUUCGCCUGUGACUGAUUAUUAUGUUGUUUCCCUCUUUCACUUUUGUAAAUUUUCUUAGUGACAAGUUUUGUAAUCAGAAUUUUGCCUAGUUUGUGUAAAGAUCAUGAGCUCCAGCAGGAUCAUAGAGUUAGGGAUAUAUCUAUGUACACAUAUUGUUUAUAGAAGAAACAUGAUACAUUAUACCC
Abrus precatorius (Indian licorice) is the source of this 877-nucleotide messenger RNA. RefSeq names its product protein LURP-one-related 4-like. The coding region runs from base 39 to 620 and encodes 193 amino acids. The record is from RefSeq and is a predicted model, not a curated record. NCBI's taxonomy places the organism in Eukaryota, Viridiplantae, Streptophyta, Magnoliopsida, Fabales, Fabaceae. The transcript is spliced from 3 exons.